AUGGAAACGGACGGUUCCCAAUCACAGCGGAUGACGGUGGGAUCGAGUUCACACAGGGAUAAGAGCCCUAAUGAGUAUCAGAACGAAACCGACGGAGAUCCGGAGAAGAGCAGGUUGCUAGAAGAGAUCGAGCAUAUCAAGAAAGAGCAGUUCACGGAACCAAUCAUUAUAAAGGACGAAAAAAGUGCAGAUGGCUCUGAAAGCACGCCGGCACGUUUGGCGAUCGAGGCGGAAUCGCCUCGGGCUCAAAAGUUGGCUGGAAAACAGCCAUUGGCGGAGGCUAAUCAGCUGCCGUCCUUUGGAUUGACAGUCGAGAAGCCUUCCGGAAGGUCUCCGUCGGUGGCAGCAAGAGGACCCAAGUCGUUUUCCGGGAUGGCCGCUGCGAUUAACGGACACAACUAUUUUGGCUCCGGGCAUGACUUUGAGAUUAGCAAUGAGAAAAUUCAGUUGGCGCCGACCACUGGGAUACAUGGCAACACGUCGAAAGUGGUAGCUACUCAGCAUAGGCGAAAGGUGUGGGAUUGGAACUGCUUGCCGAAAGUGGGCUCUUCCGUGCUAGUACAAACGCAUUCAUUCAACGUGAUAAGUGUGCCUAUCGAUGGGGAAAUUAAACAGAUUCUCUACACCCCGUUGUACAACAAAAACUUCAAGAGGAUGAACAUCUUUCUUUCGUUCAACAUGGAUACAAAACCGUGGGAUGCGCUUGUGCAUUCGCGGAAAAGAAUUGUGUCCUUUGUGAACUACAUCAAGCAGUAUCUGAAGUCGAGAGCCUAUGCUUACCAGUGCUACCCAUUUUUCCUGCAGGGUUUGUCCGAGGAAGAUAUAAAAACACAGAACUACAUCUCGUACAACACUUCCUAUGAUUACACAGAGAUAGAGUCGAUUAUUUCGUUGUGGUUUAUUCAGGCGCAAAGACUUCUCUUCAGUACGAACUCCAUCUUUUUCUCACCAGAUGUCGUUCAGGGAUUGCUGCAGAGGAGGACAAGUACACGGAGCCUGACAACGAUCCAAAGCUCCGUUUUUCUACAGCAGUCAGAAGGCGAGGUAGUGACUUCGAGGCCUGUGGCGGUUGAGCCUUUGGAGGAAAUUGAUAUUCUGCUUCUGAGAAGUUUACCGGAUGACGAAUUCGGUUGGCAAUUGGCCUAUGAUGAGCCUAAUCUGAAUAUCGUCGACUAUUGUUUAGAUACAACACCGUGGACGGCCCGCGAGGAAGCGGCCAAUAAUGUCAGUAAAACGCAGGAGUCGUCUGAAACUUUCCAAGGUGCGAAAAUCGUGUCUAAACAGGAAGACAUCGAACGAAUCGAUUCAGAAAACGUGGCUUAUUGCCUAUUUGAUUGCAUGGAUAGGAGGAUCAGUGAUCUGACUGAAGAUCUCGCUGCCUCCGCUGCCUCCGCUGCGCCAAAGACGACUAGUGGAGAUCCUGGCAAGUCUUGGCAAGCAGGACUUAAUGAAAGCUCCAAAAAGAAGGGUUCCCACAAUAAACUUGGCAAAAGAUCAGGUCUGGCUAGCCUCUUCAAAAGAAGACACGCCCAUUCAAUCCCUCAAAGCACGCAAUCAGAGGUACCUGCGCCGUCUUCUCCGGAGGGGAAAUUAGGUGGGCGUGCUCAAUCGAUCCAGAAUGCUUGGCUGGAAGAUUACUUCAGUAAGUGUCUUGGAAAUUACAAAAGAGUCAGAAUGCCUACUCAGUACUUUCUCCCACAAGAAGCAAAUAGUUCGGAAUCUGAGCGAUCGGAAGAGGAUAAAAAGCUAGAGGCGAGAAAGGCAUUUUUGUACAACAAGGAAUGUUUGCAAAUUGUUCUCCCUUUCGCAGAUAACGUCAUACCUUCCAUAUAUGCACCAUGGCUCUGGUCAGACUUAGGCUACACCAAGUGGAAGUCAUUAUUAAGAGAAAUGAUUCGAUGCUUAGUACCGGGAGGGUUCGCAUUGGCGAGCGUUUACGACCUGCGGCUAUCAAAUACCUUUACAGCCCCAACAGAGGAGUCCAUGCAAGAAUUUCCUACCACCAUGGAAAGGGAAAAGACUUUCGAUGCUAUGGCUUUGGAAGCGAUGAAUCAUGGCAUUUACGUACACCCGACGAAACAUCUUGUGCAGGCAUUCAAGGAAAUCGGUUUCACUAACAUAAAGUACUCGAUCCUUAGUUUGAAAACGGGAGAUUUCUCAACAGACAUGGGUUGUUUAAAUGAGCUUUUCUCUCAAAUUACAUGGGACUUACUGCUGAGGAAGCAGAUGCCAGAUCCUAGUAAACCACCAAAGGAUACAGAUCCACCAACUCUAUUUCAAAGGUACACGACCGAACAUCUGGAUAAGGUCGACGAUAAUGCCGGUUGCAUGAGAGCACUUCUGAUUGUAGCCCAAAAACCGAGAAAAAUUGCAUGUCAGUAG
Messenger RNA from Torulaspora globosa, 2382 nucleotides. RefSeq lists its product as uncharacterized. The transcript has a single exon. The record is from RefSeq and is a predicted model, not a curated record. The coding region runs from base 1 to 2382 and encodes 793 amino acids. Lineage: Eukaryota; Fungi; Ascomycota; Saccharomycetes; Saccharomycetales; Saccharomycetaceae.